This is a messenger RNA of Symbiodinium sp. CCMP2592, 996 nucleotides long. Lineage: Eukaryota; Dinophyceae; Suessiales; Symbiodiniaceae. The record is from the annotation of a GenBank genome assembly.
AUGCUAGAUAUCUCGAGACGGCUGAAAACUGCCGAAGAAUGUGUGGGUUUGCAACAGGACCGUGCUUCAUUGCUGGCAUUGGCACAGAACGGGCAGCUUCAGGAGCUGGAGCGGUGCAGGGGAGUCGAAGUGGACGAGGAUGUCGUAACAGAGCGCACGGUGCGACUGGUGGAAUUGCUCCGUAACGCCGAGGAGGUGCGGCCUCCCAAAGGACUCCCGUGUGAAGGCAAAGUUGUUAGUUUCGACAACGCCCUGGCAUUCCUCCUUCGCUAUGUGCGCUUUCUACGCGAGUUGGGGCCGGAUCUGGCAAGUCCACAAGUGACUUUCCAUUGGACAGCGGAAGAGAACUUCCAGAGCAUUGUAGAGAGCAACCUCCGCGUUCCCAGCGCAGACCCUGCGGGUGUCAAGAAGAAGCAUGGUGCGGCAUUUGGUCGGGGGAUUUACACCUGUCCGGACUACAAGAUGGCCAAGGAGGACUUUUCCUACGGCGCAAGCGCCACCUUCGCCUGUCUGGCCCUGGUCGGGCGGCAGAAGGUCAGGCACCAUGGCAAGGGUCAUGGGCUCUCUGAGAGCCACGGAGCGGAUUUCGACAGCGUCCUCGGCAGGAUGCCUGGCAGGAACUGCGCCACCUGGGUGCUACCUGCUAGCGACCAGAUACUGCCGUGCUUCCUGGUGGAUGAAGUCGCUUUGCCCGCGGCCGUCGCGAAGCUCCGUCAGGCAUUGGCCUUGAUCCGCGAACCCUGGCCGAUCAAGCCGACAUCUCCUCCAAGGGAAGCGCCAGAGGAGGAGCACCGGAAGGAUGCCCCUGCCGAAAAACAGCCUCCUCGCGGCGAUGAGGACGAGCUCCUCCAAGCGCCACGCUGGCGGCGAGGGGACCGCCAGACAAGCUCUCUGGAGCCUGACAGCGGCGAUGCCACUCUGAGACCAUCUGGGGCAGAGGCCAUCUGCAUGCGAAAGUGCUUGAAAGCAACAGGUGGAAAACGCUUUGCGGGAUGA